Messenger RNA from Arachis ipaensis, 2400 nucleotides. The record is from RefSeq and is a predicted model, not a curated record. NCBI's taxonomy places the organism in Eukaryota, Viridiplantae, Streptophyta, Magnoliopsida, Fabales, Fabaceae.
AUGGAACAAGCAAUUUGUGAAGGCGCAUCAUACGGCACAGCAUAUGAUGAUAGUGAUCAGUAUAAUUCUUGCAACGUUAAUGUUCCAUCGCUUAGUGAAGAUGACACACAACAUGUGGACAAGAUAAUUUGUAUGGGGAAAGAAUCUGGAAGUGUUAUUGAAGUAGUGGACAAUGCAAUGGCAGUGAAUCAUGAGUUACCUGAUCACACUGGAAUUCCAUUAGAUGAAAUCCCGUACAUAGGAUUGAGAUUUGUUUCCUUGCAGCGGGCACAAGAGUUUUACGCUAAUUAUGCAAAGAAAGUUGGCUUCGUGACCAGGAUUAGGAAUACCAACUUUGAUAAGACCAGGAAGGAUUCAAAGAUACCCGUUAACCAAUCGUUACACUGUAGUCGUGAAGGUUAUCGGGAGUCUCGAGUGAAGGCAGCAACUCGGGUAAAGAGAAUAACAACAGCCGGAUGCAAAGCAAGGAUGUACGUCAUGCUUGAUAGGCAGAAGGAUAAUUGGAUGGUCUCCAAACUAGAACUGAAGCACACCCACCCGUGUUCUGCCAAGCAAGCUGUGCACUACACUGAGUACAAAGAACUGACCAUGCAUGCCAAGUGUGUGAUUCAGAACAAUGAUGAGGCUGGCAUACGGCCCAACAAGACUUAUCUCGCACUGACGAAUGAGGUUGGUGGCUCGUCGAAUUUGGGUUACUCAGAAAAGGAUGAGAGGAACUUCAUUACGAGCAAUUUGCGCUGUGCUGACGAAAACGCAGAUGUCAAGGAAAUGAUUAGCUAUUUCAUGCGAAUGAAAGAUAUCAACCCGAAUUUUUUUUAUGCAGUUGAUGUAGAUGAAGUUAACCAGUUUAAAAGUGCGCUUUGGGUAGAUACAAGAUGCAGGGCUUCCUAUGAAUAUUAUGGUGAUGUAGUAUCAUUUGAUACAACGUACCGUAGAAACAAGCACGGACUUCCAUUUGCAUCUUUUGUUGGCGUUAACCAUCAUGGUAAGUCCACUCUGCUCAGAUGUACUUUGAUGGGAAAUGAGGAAAUUUGUUGCUUUGAGUGGGUCUUUAAGCAAUGGUUGAGGUGCAUGGGAUCUUCCCCACAGGCCAUCAUCACGGGCCAGUGUAAAUCCAUGUUUGGUGCUAUCAAGAAUGUCCUUCCAGAUACUCACCACCGAUGGUGCAUAUGGUACAUAAUGAAAAAGAUACCACAUAAGCUCGGAGGAUAUGCUCGGUAUAAAGAAAUAGAUGAUAGAAUGCAUGGCACUGUUUGGAAUGCCAGUGGGUGUGUUAUGGAAUCUCUAUAUGGUGAUUAUAACUUUUUUUCUGUUGGUUAUGUAGACCUUUAUGACGAACGUCGAAUGUGGGUUCCAAUCUAUUUUCAAGGUAAAUUUUGGGUAGGUAUGAGAAGUACUCAACGGAGUGAGAGCAUGCACGCUUUUUACGGUGGUUACUUGCAUUUCAAGAGUGGACUGAUUCAGUUCGUGCAUGAGUAUGACAACGUACUUGGGAACAAGGAGCAAAAGGAACUGGAAGAUGAUGCUGCAGACGCUAAAGGAGUUGUUCCUUGUUCAUCGAGUACUACAAUUGAAAGACAAUUUCAGCGUGAGUACACAACCUCUAAGUUUAGGGAAGAACAACAGGAAUUCAGGAAAAAAGGGGAUUGUUUAGUCCGUGGUGCGACUCACGAGGGUAAUUUAUUUUAUUUGAUCGUGAAAGAGCAAUACAUAUUAUAUAGGGAACCUAGGUCCUGGAACAAUAUUGUCGAGUUUGACCCAUUGACACACAAGAUUCGGUGCGAGUGCAACAUGUUUGCAUCGAGAGGUAUUCUUUGUUGUCACUGUCUUGAUGUUUACUUUUAUUAUGGAGUAGAUAGAGUACCAUCUUGCUAUGUUCUCCCUCGAUGGAGCAAGAAUGUACAGCGGAAACACACUUUCAUUAAGAGUAGCCAUGACGAGAAGCGAUCGGAUGAAAGCCACAACUUAUUUAGAAGACUGUGUACGCACUUCUUUAAUGUGGCACAGGAAUUCAUAACAUGCGAAGAAGAGGCGGCCAUGUUAAAUUCGGGUCUUGAUGAGUUAAGGGCCAAGUUGGUUGAUUAUCGUGUGAACUUGGGGUCCAGAAGUGUUCCCAAUACAGAUAACAACAUGGUGACACAGUCUGACACAGCUUGUGUUGCAUCUGACAUUCAAAGUCCCUCUAAGGUCGCAACAAAGGGUCGACCGAGACUGAAGAAGCUUGGAUCUGAACUGGACACAUCCAUUAAGAGAUAUAUGCGAAGAAAGAAGAAUAAUCCACCUCAGGAAAAUAAUGGAGCAAUCAAUCCAAACAUAGUGGCGGUUCCUGCUCUGAGCACGAAUGAAUCACAUGGAAAUGGCGGGUUCUUGUCUUUGUUACACUCAUUUUUACAUAGUUAG